AUGUUCCCGUCUGGUGGUCGCUACGCCGCACAUGCACUCGGCUACACCCCGUAUUCGUUCAGCGCCAUGGCACGAUCAGUGACUGCAAUCCAAGAGUUCAAUAUGUUCGGCAUACCAUUCGUUGGUGCCGAUGUGUGCAGUUCUGUGACGCCAAAUUGGAUUCGAAAAGACCAGUACUCGAUGCCUACAAUAGAUCCAAAGCUCAACCUCAUAUUCAGUCUCUUCAGAAAGCGCAACUCACCAUAUAUGUACACACUAUUUUUCGAAGCAGCACGUUCUGGUGGUACUGUCAUACGACCGUUGUUCUUUGAAUUUCCAAACGAUGACGCUGCUCGUCUCACUUAUCAGCAGUUCAUGUUGGGACCGGCAUUAUUGUUCACUCCGGUUCUCUCGAUGGUACUACUUAUCUACACUUGGCGCAUUUCCAUUUUGAAAGGUGCGAAUGAGACUUAUGCGUACUUUCCACGAGACGCAUCGUGGUAUUAUUUCAGUGGUUCGGAGAUUGAUCGCUUGUACAGCACUGAAGUUGAGAGCGGUUACAGAUUUGUUCAUUCUGAUCAGACAUCGCCUCCACCCGCCUACAUAAGAGGUUAUCAAUCUCAGUUGUGA
This is a messenger RNA of Anisakis simplex (herring worm), 609 nucleotides long. The record is from the annotation of a GenBank genome assembly. Lineage: Eukaryota; Metazoa; Nematoda; Chromadorea; Rhabditida; Anisakidae.